Molecule: messenger RNA, 1296 nt
Organism: Paraglomus brasilianum
Lineage: Eukaryota; Fungi; Glomeromycota; Glomeromycetes; Paraglomerales; Paraglomeraceae
Source: the annotation of a GenBank genome assembly
AUGGAACUCAAUGAAUACACCCAAUGGUUUAUUGCUCUCUCGGUGCUUUGCCCGAUCAUCACCUAUGGAUUUCACAUCACCUCACCAUCUAAAGGCUUAAAUGCAAAUGUCGAGGCACAUACAAACAUUUCUCGAGAAUUCUCUUCUUUUCGGUUCAAUUACUUGUUUGUAUAUUUCCUUAUAACAGCUGGAGACUGGUUACAGGGACCAUAUUUAUACGCCUUAUACAAAUCGUAUGAAUUUUCUCUAACACAGAUUGCAACGCUCUACGUCACUGGAUUCGUGUCAAGUGGACUUAUAGGAACAUUCAUUGGAUCGGCUGCCGACAAGUUUGGAAGGAAAAAGUUUUGUCUACUCUUUUGUAUUCUAUACUCCAUUACAGGAAUAAUUGUACUGUCUAAUAAUUAUUUUGUACUUUUAGUUGGAAGGGUUUUGGGUGGAAUCAGCACGUCUUUGCUGUUCUCCGUAUUUGAAUCAUGGAUGGUUAGUCAACAUCUGUCGAAGGGAUAUCCGCAACAUCUUCUCUCUUCAACGUUUUCAACGGCAACAUUCGGGAAUGGUCUAAUUGCAAUACUUGUUGGCAUGGUUGCCAAUGGGUUGGUAGAACUAUACGGAUACCCUGCCCCAUUCUUGGCCGGAAUAAUACCAUUCAGCAUUGCUGCAAUUAUCAUUAGCACAACAUGGACGGAAAACUAUGGUGUUAAAGUAAAUGAUGGUGAUGAAGGAAAUGUAUCGGUAUAUGCGGCUAUGGGAUUGAUCCUGUCUAAUUCCAAAAUAACGGCCGUUGGAGCCAUUCAGACUCUCUUCGAGGCAUCAAUGUAUACAUUUGUAUUUUUCUGGGGUCCAGCACUGGAGCAACGAAAUAUUGACAUUGAGCACGAAAUACCCUUUGGAGUUAUCUUCUCCAGUUUUAUGGUCUGCAUCAUGAUAGGCUCUCAACUGUUCAAGAUGUUUCAUGAUAACUGGAAAAGAGACAUAAAAAGUAUUACAAAUACUCUAUUAUUAACAUCUACUAUAGCCAUGGCAAUUGCCGUGUUUACAAAGACUAGCACAGGGUUACUCAAGGGCUUUUACAUAUUUGAAGUAUGUUGCGGAUGCUACUUCCCGCUGAUCUCGACUCUUAGAGCCAACGUUAUUCCGGAAAGGCUAAGAGCGACUAUCAUCAAUAUAUUCAGACUUCCAAUGAAUGCUAUUGUAGUUUUACUUCUGAUCUCAAAUUUCUCUAUAUCGACUCAAUGCGGUCUGUGUUGCCUAUUAUUGUGUAUUGGAUACUUAUGGGCUCACGUAGCGCUAUAG